UGCCCCCUCCGCCCCCACAGCCAGAGGAGUUUAUUAAACGCUGAGGGAGAAGCGGACAGACAUCCAUAGCGAGCAGCCACCGAGGAGGACGUCGUGAUGUGGCCCCUCUUACCGCUGCUGCUGCUCGGUCUGCUGAGACCCUGCGCCGCCGAAACCGCCUUCACACAGCGCUGUGACUCAUCCACAGAUGGCACCAUUUACAAAUACCAUGCAAAGACUCUGAACGGGAGUCACACUGUGAACCUCAGUGACUACAGAGGCAGGAGCGUCCUUUUUGUCAAUGUGGCAACAUACUGAGGAUUCACCUUUCAGUAUGUGGAACUGAAUGCACUACAUGAGGAGAUGAAACCACUUGGACUCACCAUUCUUGGCUUUCCCUGCAACCAGUUUGGGAAACAGGAACCGGGGCAAAAACAUGAAAUCCUGCCAGGUUUAAAGCAUGUCAGACCAGGGAAUGGAUUUGUUCCAAACUUCCUGCUGUUUGAGAAAGGUGAUGUGAAUGGAAAAGAUGAGCAAGAGGUUUUCACUUACCUCAAGAACUCCUGCCCUCCAGUUGGAGACAGCUUUGGUAAUACUGCCAACAGAUUGUUCUGGGAGCCUCUGAAGACCAGCGACAUUAAGUGGAACUUUGAGAAGUUUCUGGUGGGACCAGACGGGAAGCCUGUGAUGAGGUGGCACCCAACCGUCAACAUUUCGGGGGUCCGAGCUGACAUUCACAAAUACCUGCUCCAGCGCUACACACAGGAUUUUUUUAAUUAGAUCUCUGCUUCAUCUUAGAGAACUGUACAUCUAAUGAAGUAACUGUAACGAGAUGCACAGGAUAACUAGAGCAAAGGUAGAAUGUAAAAGAGUGUAAUGUUAAACAGUUUCUGGUGCAUGAAGGUGGCAUGCUGAAUGAAGAGGAGGCUUGAAAACAGGAACUCUGUGGUGCCUCUUCGGAGUCUGGGGCUCAGGCCAGCUCUUCAGUGCAUUCAGGCUGCCCUGCAAUCCCACAGCAUCAUGUCAUCCUUCUCAUCCCCAGGACCUGUUAACCAUUACAGACUAAAUGUUAAUUACUUUCAAUAAAUCAUGGAAAACAACA
Molecule: messenger RNA, 1081 nt
Organism: Lates calcarifer (barramundi perch)
Lineage: Eukaryota; Metazoa; Chordata; Actinopteri; Centropomidae
Gene: gpx3
Product: glutathione peroxidase 3
Exons: 5
Biological process (GO): response to oxidative stress
Molecular function (GO): glutathione peroxidase activity
Source: RefSeq, a predicted model, not a curated record